AUGAUUUUACGGGAUCUCUUAUUAUUGAUUUUGAUGAGGAUCGGCUUUUGUGAAUAUUGUGGAAACAAUAAAAUUCCAUAUGGGAUUGAGGUGCAUCGAGAUGGUCGAGUGCUUUUGUUGUGCUCGAAGCCGGAUUGUUUUGAUAAGAAAUAUGCGGAAUGUGAUGAGAGACCGCUGAGAACAGAUGGAUGUCCUUCGAACUCGACUUGGGUCGGAGGAUUGCAAAGGACAUCCGAUUUGAAAGUACUUUACACGCAAUGUUGUGAGUAUGAGUAUCUAGCCGAUUACAGUGAAAUACAAUAUAAAAAGGUUGUUGUGAGGCGAGGAGAGUUCUUUGAAGGUGAAGAGAAACAAGAAUCGAAUGGAGACGUCUCUGCUUUUGAUCUCAUCACGAAUAUCCAUCUUGGACACGAUGAGAAGGGCGAAUUCUACGCGAUUCAAGUUCAUCGAUAUUUCUGUGGAAAGGCUCCCGAUCCAGACCCGGCCUGGUCUCCCAAAGAUCCGUGGCCACAUUUUAACUUGAAGCACAAGAAACAU
Messenger RNA from Mesorhabditis belari, 537 nucleotides. The record is from the annotation of a GenBank genome assembly. Lineage: Eukaryota; Metazoa; Nematoda; Chromadorea; Rhabditida; Rhabditidae.